Messenger RNA from Oenanthe melanoleuca, 5729 nucleotides. It is a transcript of the gene ADAMTS3, whose product is annotated as ADAM metallopeptidase with thrombospondin type 1 motif 3. Bases 404 to 3940 code for a protein of 1178 amino acids. Lineage: Eukaryota; Metazoa; Chordata; Aves; Passeriformes; Muscicapidae. Gene Ontology annotation, cellular component: extracellular matrix. Gene Ontology annotation, molecular function: metalloendopeptidase activity. The record is from RefSeq and is a predicted model, not a curated record. The transcript is spliced from 24 exons. Gene Ontology annotation, biological process: extracellular matrix organization; proteolysis.
AUUACUGAUAUUUUGAAUUUGGCUUGAAUUUCCUCAGAUGAUGAACUUCCCAUUUGAGGCUGAAUGCUACACUUGAGUUUUGGACCUCGUCCUGCGAGUUGUCCUGAAGUCAAAACCAUCUGCACAGAGUGGGAGACUGAGGGGAAGGUGCAGGAAGACCAUGAGAAAGCUAAGAUUCCAAAUUAAAGUUGGAACAGUUAAGAAAUGCAGCUGCUGCAGAAGAAACCCUCUGUGUGUUCUCCUGAAUUGUAAAGGCUGGUAAGAAAGAGAAGCCAAAGUCACCCAUUAAUCCACAUGCAAAGUCCUAUUGAAGCUGCUGCAGUGAAAGCUCUCACAUGCUGCCCUGGAAAUAACCCCGGCUGUGACGUGGUGAGAUGACCCUAGACACCUCUGCUGUGAGAGGAUGUGGGACCUGACUGUUCCAGAUCAGGCUGAUAAAGAACAGCAGAUCCAAAUAGACGAGCGGAGCGGCGGCGCGGGGCCGUUCGGGCUGGUGGUUCCCGUCAGCACCAGCGCCGAUGGCAGCUUCGUGUCGCACGUGGUGUCGGCCAGCGGCCAGCGGCGCCGGGCGCGCGGCGCGCCCCCGCGGGCUCCCCGGCAGCUCUUCUUCAACGUCAGCGCCUUCGGCCGCCAGCUGCAGCUGCGCCUCACGCCCAACACGCGCCUGGUGGCCCCCGGCGCCGUGGCGGAGUGGUACCGGGACCCGGCCAACGCCAGCCGCGCUGCCGCCGGCGCCCAGCGGCCCUGGAGGAGAGAGCCCCUGCGGGCCAGCUGCGCCUACGUGGGCGACAUCGCCGGCGUCCCCGGGGCUGCCGUGGCCAUCAGCAACUGCGACGGGCUGGCUGGAAUGAUAAGAACUGAUGAGGAUGAGUACUUCAUCGAGCCUCUGGAGAGAGGGAAGCAGAUGGAAGAGGAGAAGGGCAGGAUGCACAUGGUGUACAGGCGGUCGGCGGUGGCGCAGCGUCCCAGCGCCCUGCUCCCCGACGUGCACACCCAAGAGUCCCUCCUGGCUGGCCUGGGAGCGCUGAGUUCCCACGUGGAGCAGCAGCUGAACGAGACCCUGCGGCGCCGCCGCCACGCGGGCGACAACGACCACAACAUCGAGGUGCUGCUGGGCGUGGACGACUCCGUGGUGCGAUUCCACGGCAAGGAGCACGUCCAGAACUACCUCCUCACCCUCAUGAACAUCGUGAACGAAAUUUACCACGACGAGUCGCUGGGCGUUCACAUCAACGUGGUGUUGGUGCGGAUGAUCAUGUUGGGGUACGCGAAGUCCAUCAGCCUGAUCGAACGGGGGAACCCCUCGCGCAGCCUGGAGAACGUGUGCCGCUGGGCCUACCAGCAGCAGAGGGCGGACCCCGGCCACGCCGAGCACCACGACCAUGCCAUCUUCUUAACCAGGCAAGAUUUUGGGCCCGCUGGUAUGCAAGGAUAUGCUCCUGUGACAGGCAUGUGCCACCCGGUCCGGAGCUGCACCCUCAACCACGAGGACGGCUUCUCGUCAGCCUUUGUUGUUGCUCAUGAGACUGGGCACGUGCUGGGCAUGGAGCACGAUGGGCAAGGGAACAGAUGUGGGGACGAGACGGCGAUGGGCAGCGUCAUGGCCCCCUUGGUGCAGGCCGCCUUCCACCGCUACCACUGGUCCCGCUGCAGCGGCCAGGAGCUCAGGAGAUACAUCCACUCUUAUGACUGUCUUCUCGAUGACCCUUUUGAGCAUGACUGGCCCAAGCUUCCUGAGCUGCCAGGCAUCAACUACUCCAUGGAUGAGCAGUGCCGCUUUGACUUCGGCGUGGGCUACAGGAUGUGCACAGCUUUCCGAACCUUUGAUCCAUGCAAGCAGCUGUGGUGCAGCCAUCCCGAUAACCCCUAUUUCUGCAAGACCAAGAAGGGACCUCCCCUGGAUGGCACGGAGUGUGCCCCAGGAAAAUGGUGCUACAAGGGUCACUGCAUGUGGAAGAACACCAACCAGCUGAAGCAGGAUGGACACUGGGGACCCUGGACCAAGUUUGGCUCCUGCUCACGGACCUGUGGAACUGGGGUUCGCUUCCGCACGCGCCAGUGCAACAACCCAAUGCCCAUCAACGGAGGUGACGACUGCGCCGGGGUCAGUUUUGAGUUCCAGCUGUGCAGCACUGAGGAGUGUCCCAAGCACUUUGAGGACUUCAGGGCGCAGCAGUGCCAGCAGCGCAACUCCCACUUCGAGUUCCGGGGCAGCCGCCACCACUGGCUGCCCUACGAGCACCCCGACCCUCCCAAGAGAUGUCACCUGUACUGCCAGUCCAGAGAAACAGGGGAUGUGGCUCAUAUGAAGCAGCCGGUGCACGACGGGACUCGCUGCUCCUACAAGGAUCCCUACAGCAUCUGUGUCCGUGGGGAAUGUGUGAAAGUGGGCUGUGACAAGGAAAUUGGCUCCAGCAAGGCUGAGGACCAGUGCGGGGUCUGCGGUGGGGACGACUCCCACUGCCGGACCGUGAAGGGCACCUACACCCGCACUCCCAAAAAGCUUGGGUACCUUAAGAUGUUUGACAUCCCUCCUGGGGCUCGACAUGUGUUUAUCCAAGAAGACGAGGCCUCUCCUCACUUUCUUGCAAUCAAGAACCAGGCUACAGGACACUAUAUCCUGAAUGGGAAAGGGGAGGAGGCCAGAUCCCGCUCCUUCAUCGAUCUGGGCGUGCAGUGGGAGUACAGCCUCGAGGACAACACGGAGACGCUGCACACGGCCGGGCCCCUGCACGAUGCCGUGGUGGUGCUGAUCAUUCCUCGGGAGAACGACACCAGGUCCAGCCUGACUUACAGGUACAUCAUCCACGAGGAUUCGGUGCCGACCAUCCACAGCAACAACGUGCUGCGGGAGGACACGGACACCUUCGAGUGGGCCCUGAAGAGCUGGUCCCAGUGCUCCAAACCCUGCGGCGGAGGGUUCCAGUACACCAAGUAUGGGUGCCGCAGGAGGAGUGACAACAAGAUGGUUCAUCGCAGCUUCUGCGAAGGCAGCAAAAAGCCAAAGCCCAUCCGCAGGAUGUGCAACCUGCAGGAGUGCACAGAGCCCCUCUGGGCCGCAGAUGAGUGGGAGCACUGCACCAAAACGUGUGGGAAUUCUGGCUACCAGCUGCGCACGGUGCGCUGCAUCCAGCCCCUCGCAGACGGCUCCAACCGCUCGGUGCAGGCCAAGCUGUGCAGCGGGGAGCGGCCCGAGAGCCGGCGCGCCUGCAACCGCGCCCCGUGCCCCGCGCCCUGGAAAGCCGGGCCCUGGUCACAGUGCUCCGUGACCUGCGGGGAGGGCACGGAGAGCCGGCAGGUGCUGUGCCGCGCCGGGGACCGCUGCGAGGGGGAGCGGCCGGACUCCAUCCGGCCUUGCAAACUCGCUGCCUGUGACGAUGAGCCCUGCCUGGGAGACAAGUCCAUCUUCUGCCAGAUGGAAGUGCUGGCCCGGUACUGCUCCAUCCCUGGCUACCACAAGCUGUGCUGCGAGUCGUGCAGCCGGCGAAGCGGCAGCGUCCCUGCAGCCGGCGGGGCUGGGACUGAGGGGGACGCGGCGCUGGAUGCGGGCAGCCUGCCCGGGGCCGCGGCGGUGCCCACGCCUGCGCUGCCUGCCCAGGCUCGGCUCCUGCCCGGGGGCAGCUCUCCCAGCCGCCUGCCUCCGGAAGCGCAGCAGGCUGAGCGGCACAGCCCGGCGGCCAGCCCCGAGCCCAGGGGUGCCAGCGCUCCGCACUGGAGAGCUCCUCUGCCUGGCAAGACUUCACGGCUCUUGGCUUUCCUGCGGCCGUCCCCUGCCAACAGCAGCAGCCUCGGCUCGGGUAGUGCCGCAGCGCCGGCUCUGCCUCCGGUGCCAGCAGAGACCGUGGCGGCGGCGGCUCCUGCGCCAGCCAGGACCUCCGGCAAGGGCGAGGAGCGCCCUGGGAAGCGAUGGCCUGCGAGGGCUGCCCCCGUGGAGCGAUGAGCGGCGAGGCUUGUGCGGACAGCCACGGAAAGGGGCUGCUUGGCACUCUGCGAGCGCACUGCGUGCCCCGGGCAGGGCCCUGCGGGGCACAGCUCCUCCCUGUAAAUACCAAGGACAAGAAGUGCUGGCUCACUUUCUGGUGCUCCCGGCCUCCUCCUGCCCCUCAUUCCCUGCCGGCUGGGACACGCAGGGGAGACACUACAGGAACCGUCCUGGCAGUGAGUGGGAGUCGCCGAGGGCUCCGUCCAGCUCUGGCCCUGAAGUUAGCCCUAACCUCAGCACCUCCUGUGGUUUUGGGCUCUAAACACCCCCAUUGUAGGCAACACCUCACUGCAGGCAGGACCAGGCGUGGACGCUCAGUGAAACACUUGCCACAGACCUCGUGUCUCCCUGCAAACAGACAUUGCACGAGCACCAGGGCAGCUGUUGGGUAAAUGCAGCAAAGCAGCAUUAUUGUAGGAGUUUUGUGCUGUUCCACAGCUGUUCGCCUGUAUUGUUCCAUCGAGUUCUGCCCUGUGGGCUGGUGUUUAAGGCAUUAGUAUAAAAAGUGGACUUCUAUUUGCAUAGGAAUUUCAUGGCUGGCACUAGGAAAGGGUUGGGGGUGUUUUGGGUAUCAUCACCGGGAUGCUCUGUGCAGACUCUCUAGGUACUGCAAGUGCUGUCCUGGUCCCAGUCCAAGCAGGUUCUGAUUCCCAGCUGCUCCCUGUCUCCCAGAGACACAACGGGCACCAACAGCACUCCAAACAGGAUUUUUUCUCAACGGGAAGCGUGGAUUUCAAGGUGUGACAGAUAUUUAUAUUUCCAGUGUGGAUCAACUCCAAACCCCCCUGCCCACGGCGCACCCGACUGCAAUAAUUAAUUUAUGUCCAUCCCCCUGUCCCAGCCCAGCCAGCACGUCGCUGUACAGUACUUGUGUAUAGGAGUGAGAACUGCAGGUAUUUAUUACAAGUGGGGCUCUUGGCAGUAUCUUAUGUACCAAAUACUUACAGUGAGGGCACGUGACUCUUCCUUUUGCCAAGAUCAGAUCAGAGGCUGGAAUUAGAUGCUGUGUCAUAUGGAUAGAAUGGAAAUUGAAGCUGCUCAACUGCUGUAGAGAAAUUGUUGAUCUUGUUCUUUAAAAAAGGUUUUUUAUCACAGCUGCUCUCUCCUUUCUCAGUGGUCACCAAGGUUUCUGGUGCAGUUGCUGCUCUCCUGUAAAAAGUCCCCAGGCCGAGGCACUCGGUGCUGUGAGGGGAUUGGGUGUGUAUAGGAUCCAGUUCAGUCAUCCUGGCAGCGCUGUGGGGUCCCUCGGAGGAGACGAGGGUGGCCCUGGCCAGCAGCAGAGGAUACAAGCCCACAGGACGGGCAGCCGUGCAGGAGCACGUGGAAAUAAAACAAACCUUGGACAUGCCCAGGCUUUCCCAGCUUUCACCCACGGGGCAGCACCUGCUUUUGGCAUUUUUAAGUUUCCUCUUUUUCACCCAUUUCCAUCCCAGGCAGGACCUUCCCCGAAUGGAAAUAAAGAUGAAGUAUUUUAACGGGAUUUUUAAAACCAGAAGUUUUGCCACUGGAGAGUGAGUUGCAGGGAAAGUGAGGGAGAGGAAGGAGAUCAUCAGGUCUGGCAGCUGUCAGAGGAGCUGCACCUUAGUGCGGCCCGAGGACGGGCGCAUGGAGGGACGGAGAGGCAGCGGCUCUGGCUCCCGGAACACGGGCGGCACCGGGGAGCGCCGCUGCCGCCCUUCUCCCGGAUCCCGGCGGGGCCCGGCUCCCGCAGCCGGAGCGGGACCGUGCCCGGAUCCCGGCGGGGCCC